Molecule: messenger RNA, 1131 nt
Organism: Hydatigera taeniaeformis
Lineage: Eukaryota; Metazoa; Platyhelminthes; Cestoda; Cyclophyllidea; Taeniidae
Source: the annotation of a GenBank genome assembly
GCCCUUUCCGAACUGAAAGCGGGUGUGAUGGCUGGUAGUAACUCUAAGGACGCAGGUUUGUCAUUUAAUAGCCUUCUACACCUUCAAGGUGGGCUAUCAAGUGGGAGUCCUGAGAUGGAGUUUUAUACUUGGGUAAAUAAUUUAAGCAGCCCUGAGACACGAGAAAAGGCCUUAUUAGAACUUUGUAAAAUGCGCGAAACUCUCCCAGAUUUUGCUCCUUUGCUGUGGUAUUCGUUUGGUACUGUGGCUGCACUUCUGCAGGAAAUUACUGCUGUAUAUCCCUUUAUUAGCCCUCCAAAUCUAACCGCCCAUCAGUCGAAUCGAGUGUGCAAUGCGCUUGCCCUUUUGCAAUGUCUUGCUUCGCACCCAGUUACGCGUACCGAAUUUCUCAAGGCUCAGAUACCACUAUACCUAUACAAUUUUCUUAGCACUACCAGUCGGAAUCGACCAUUUGAAUAUUUACGACUCACUAGUCUGGGUGUCAUUGGGGCUCUUGCCAAAACCGACGAGCCGGAUGCCAUCAGCUUUCUCCUCAACACCGAGAUAAUUCCACUCUGCCUCCACAUCAUGGAGACAGGCAGUGAAUUAAGCAAAACGGUGGCAACCUUCAUAAUGCAGAAACUCCUGCAGGAUAACAACGGGCUAGAUUACAUCUGCCAUACCUACGAACGAUUUGCCCACGUUGCCACCGUUCUCUCCACCAUGGUUGAGCAAUUGGCAAAGGAACAGUCCACUCGGCUACUAAAGCAUGUCAUCCGUUGCUACCAACGCCUUUGCGAUAACAGUCGAGCGCGUGAUGCUUUGCGCAACUGUUUGCCAGAGGCUCUGCGCGACAACACUUUUACCGCACAGCUUGUGGAUGAGCCGGCAACCCAGCGCUGUCUUGCCCUCCUCGUUGAACAACUCGCUAGGCCUGCAGUGCCUGCGGCAGCUGGUGUGCCUGGCGCUCCUGGAGAGGGCAUAGGCAACGCCAGCGUUACAGACGUUGGUACCGGUGGUGUUAGUGGGAUUAUCGAGGGUAAUAGCCCAAGCGUUGGUACUAAUGCCUCUGUUCCUCCCUCUUCCAACCCUCCUCCUAUGAAGACAGCACUAGAGGCGCAGGAAGGUGUGCCCAAGCCGGACAGCAGCUAA